Chenopodium quinoa (quinoa) is the source of this 2256-nucleotide messenger RNA. RefSeq names its product dynamin-related protein 5A. The transcript has 16 exons. Gene Ontology annotation, cellular component: cytoplasm; microtubule; membrane. The record is from RefSeq and is a predicted model, not a curated record. Bases 175 to 2004 code for a protein of 609 amino acids. Lineage: Eukaryota; Viridiplantae; Streptophyta; Magnoliopsida; Caryophyllales; Amaranthaceae. Gene Ontology annotation, molecular function: GTPase activity; GTP binding; microtubule binding.
CAUUUUUAUUAACUCUCUUCUCUUCUAAUCUUUCUCCGCAUCUUCCUUCAUUUCUUCUUUUCUCCCCAUUUUCCCAUUCAAAUUCAAAAAUCCCCAGAUCUCUCAAUUUUCGAAAAACCCUAACCCUAAAAUUCAAUCUUACAUCGAUCUUAAUCGGUGCUUUGAUUUACAGUAAUGGAGAACUUGAUUUCUCUCGUUAACAAGAUUCAGAGAGCUUGUACUGCUCUCGGCGAUCAUGGUGAUGAAAGCGCUCUUCCUACUCUUUGGGAUUCUCUUCCCGCCAUCGCUGUCGUCGGAGGUCAGAGUUCGGGGAAGUCGUCAGUUUUGGAAAGCAUUGUUGGCAAGGACUUUUUGCCUCGUGGAUCUGGUAUUGUUACUAGGCGUCCUCUUGUUCUACAGUUACACAGGGUUGAAGAAAAUAGAGAAUGGGCAGAAUUUAUGCACCUUCCAAGGAAACGAAUCACGGAUUUUGCUGCUGUGCGGAAGGAGAUAGCAGAUGAGACUGAUAGAGAGACUGGACGUAGUAAAGCAAUCUCUAGUGUUCCUAUUCAUCUAAGUAUAUACUCCCCCAAUGUUGUUAAUCUUACGUUGAUUGAUCUUCCCGGACUUACCAAAGUGGCUAUUGAUGGCCAACCUGAAAGCAUUGUUCAAGAUAUUGAAAAUAUGGUUCGCUCCUAUAUUGAGAAGCCCAAUUGUAUCAUUUUGGCAAUUUCUCCCGCUAAUCAAGAUCUUGCUACUUCUGACGCAAUUAAAAUUUCUCGUGAAGUGGAUCCCAAAGGAGAGAGAACUUUUGGAGUUUUGACGAAGGUUGAUCUUAUGGACAAAGGAACUGAUGCGGUUGAUAUUUUGGAAGGCAAAUCAUACAAGUUGCAGUAUCCAUGGGUGGGUGUUGUAAAUCGAUCACAGGCUGAUAUCAAUAAAAAUGUUGAUAUGAUUGUUGCUCGACGUAAAGAGCGAGAAUUCUGGUCCAGUAGCCCAGAGUAUAAGCAUCUUGCUCAUAGAAUGGGUUCAGAGUUCUUAGCUAAGAUGAUGUCCAAGCAUUUAGAAACUGUCAUCAAAUCCCGGAUUCCUGGCCUUCAGUCUCUUAUCAACAAAACUAUUGUUGAACUAGAAUCAGAGUUGAGCCGUCUUGGGAAGCCUGUUGCUACUGAUGCUGGAGGCAAGUUAUACAUGAUCAUGGAAAUAUGUCGAGGAUUUGACCAGAUAUUUAAAGAACAUCUUGAUGGGGUACGCCCAGGUGGUGACAGAAUCUAUGGCGUGUUUGAUAAUCAGCUUCCUGCUGCUUUGAAAAGGUUGCAAUUUGACAAGCAACUUUCCAUGGAGAAUGUGAGGAAAUUAAUCACAGAAGCUGAUGGGUAUCAACCUCAUCUUAUUGCUCCCGAACAAGGUUAUCGGCGACUGAUUGAAUCUUGUUUGGGUUCAAUUAGAGGUCCUGCUGAGGCUGCAGUUGAUGCGGUUCAUGGAAUAUUGAAGGAGCUUGUUCACAAGGCUAUCAGUGAAACUGCGGAACUAAGACAAUAUCCCACCCUACGAGUAGAAGUUGCAAAUGCUGCAUCCGAGUCAUUAGAGAGGAUGCGAGAUGAAAGCAAGAGAGCGACCUUGCAGCUUGUUGAUAUGGAGUGUGGUUACCUCACCGUUGAUUUUUUCCGGAAGCUUCCUCAAGAUGUUGAGAAGGGUGGCAACCCAACACAUUCAAUUUUUGACCGUUACAAUGAUUCAUAUCUCCGUCGGAUUGGAUCAACUGUCUUGUCAUAUGUCAACUUGGUUUGUGCUACAUUGAGAAAUUCCAUUCCUAAAUCAAUUGUUUAUUGUCAAGUUCGUGAUGCAAAGCGCAGCUUGCUUGAUGUUUUCUUUACAGAGUUGGGUGGGAAAGAGGCAAAAGCAUUGGGUAAGAUGUUGGAUGAGGAUCCAGCAAUUAUGCAGAGGCGUACCAACUUAGGAAAGAGGUUGGAGUUGUAUAGGACUGCGCAGUCAGAGAUUGAUGCUAUUGCCUGGUCCAAGUGACGGAGACAUCUGAGCAGAAACAUUUUCUUUGUGCAUCCCGAAUUGCUAGUUGUAGCAAAAAUGUGAUUCUUUGAUUCAUAUGGAAAUAUACAGCAUGGUUUUCUCAUCCAUGAUUGAGGCCAUUGUAGGGACGAGUCACACCCAAUUAUAUUUCUACUAGCAUGUGUAUAUGCUCUGAUGGUGUAAUGUAUUCAUCUUUGAUGCUUGAACUUCUACAGAAUUCUAUGCAGUGAGGUGCCUCUUUUAUGUCGA